Molecule: messenger RNA, 291 nt
Organism: Peronospora matthiolae
Lineage: Eukaryota; Oomycota; Peronosporomycetes; Peronosporales; Peronosporaceae
Source: the annotation of a GenBank genome assembly
AUGAAACCCAAGUGGACGCUUACGAUCUCAGUAGAGAAGGCAGCGAUGCAGAUACAGAUAUUCAUGAAUACAGUCAAGAUCAUCACAGGGAGCAAACAGGUGAAGGAGGUAAGUAUAUUUGAACUCGUUGCAGGCAACCGAGUGGAAAUGGACUUUGAAUUCGUUGUCUUCCUCCAUUCGAAGGACAAGGAGGUGGUACGUUUAGGGAAACUCGGGUCGUUGCGGGGUGGGGGAGUGUCGGCUACAUCCAAAUCUGUAGUGAAGAACAAGACGUUGUACAUCUUCAUGUAG